AUGGGUGCGGGCGGGGUAGGCGAACAGGGUCUGCAGGACUCGAUACUAGAGACGCCCGUCUAUGUGCUGGCAUUCGUGUUCUUCUGCUUCAUGGCGCUAUCCAUCAUGUUUGAAUAUAUUGUGCACUUUCUGCAGCACCUGUGCCAACACAAGGGCCGUCCUGGGAUGGCUGAUGCUGUGAAUAAGAUCGUGAUGGAGCUGACGCUGCUGGGCUUUGUAUCGCUGCUGCUCCAGACAUUCUCAUCGCCGCUGGGCAAGAUGUGUGACAGCCCUACCAUGGAGUCCUGGACCUGGCUGAGCAACCUGCAGGGCUGCCCCUGCUGCCUGGCCCACACCAACAGCGUCAGCAUCUGCGCCGAGAUGCACCACGACUGCCUAUACAACGUCACCAGCAGGCAGCCGUUCUGCGGCUGCGAGGUCACCGGCUCCCAAGCAUACAUUGACAGCGGCGGCGACACUUCUGCCUUUGUGGCUUCCGGCCAGCUGGACGACACCUGCCAGCCAUACGAGCUGAGCGAGCUCCAGUUCUACAUCGACGUCUCCACCAAUGCCCUCGCCUCCCUGGCAGAUCUGCUGGGCAUGUCAGAGGGCGAGAUGUGUGCGCUGCUGGGCAAGAACGACACAGACUAUACAGUAACUGCCACCACGGAGGACGAAGCAUAUGAUAUCAACUCAAACUGGGAAAGCUCGUUUCGGCGGCGGCGCCUGCUGGCCGGCGACGGCGAGGGUGGCGACGGCGGCGCCAUCACUAAUCCCCUGGCGGUCAUUCUCAGCAACCUGGAGAGGAACUACAGCGGCCCGGGCGCAUCCCCCACCACGGUCCACAUCUUGCCCCGGGUCAAGCUGUUCAAGUGCACCGGCUCCUUCAUGAGCAGCGCCUGCCCCCCCGGCAAGGUCCUCCUCAUCUCAGCCAACUCCCUGCACCAGGUCCACAUCUGGCUGUUCCUCAUCGCCACUUUCCACGUGGCGGUGUCGAUGUUCCAGAUGGCAGGCGCCGAGCUGCUGGUGCGCUGCCUGUGGCGGCGGUGGGAGCGCCAGGCGCAGCUGCAGGAGGCGGCAGGCGGCGCAGCAGCGGCCCGCCUGGAGCCGUGCGCAUCCGACAUGGAGCUUGGUAGCGCGGGGAAAGACGCCCCGGCCCCGGCGCCGGCGCCAGCGCCCGCCGAGCCAGGCGCAGAGGCGGUGGUGGCGGCGGGAGCGGCGGCGGCGGGGUGUGCGGCGGCCGUUGCGGCCGGCGUGCGCACGCUGCGGCGGCGGUGGCGGUACCGGAAGUUGCAGAGGCACGGCGCGCACGGCAUGGCGCUGGAAGCCGCCAUCUGCUGCAUGCGGUCGCUGUCGCCGCUCAUGGUCACACGCAGCACGUUUCUGGUGAUGCGGGCGGCCUGGCUGUCGGGCAUGCCGCAGCCGGCAGCAGCCGGUGGGGAGGUGCAGGAGCAGCCGUCCAGCCCAGGCGACGCCGCCGGCAGCAGCAGUGGGGGCGGCCACAAGGGCGGCGUCGUGCCGGCGGGCGCAGCAGCAGCAGCCGUUGAGGGCCAGCCGCCUCCAGACUUUGUGUCUCAUGUGCUCGAGUGUCUUGAUCACGACAUGCCCGCUCUGGUCGGGCUCAGCGUGGAGAUGGGCCUGGUGAUCGUGGUCAUCGUGCUGCUGACGGGCGCCUUUGGCUGGGCGGGUUCCCUGGUCAUGCUGGUGGCUGCCCUGAUGCUGCUGGCUACAAACAUUGCACUGGUGGCCCUGCUGCGCCACAGCUGCCGCGGCGGGCGACCACACCCGGCCAAGCACCGCAGCAAGUGGUGGCGCCGCCCCUCCCUGCUGCUGGGCAUCCCCAUCCGCCUCCUCCUCUUCCUCGUCUCUUACGUCUUCUCCACCACCACCCUCUUGGCCUGGCAGUUUGGCACCGACUCGUGUUUCUUCGAUGCCACGGCCGAUUCAUGGGGCAACUGGGCGCUGCAGCACUGGGUGGGGCUGACCAUGGCCUCGGUGUUCCUGCUGUGGAUGUCGGCAGCCACCAUCCCCGCCUUUGCCCUGGCGGUGCACACCCACACCAGGCUGCCGCCACGGGGCGCCCACGGCACCCCCGACGCCUCCACGCACAGCGGCAGCCAGCCCAUGCAGCUGGUGCCAGCCUGGGCCGGGGGCGGCGGCGGGUGCUUGGGCGGUGGCGCCGAGGCGGCGGGCGCCGAGGCGGGAGGCGGGGGGCCAGCGCAGGAGCUGCGAGCCGAGGCGCAGUGGCUACGGGCGCGCCUGGCCGUUGUGGAGGCCAGCCUGGCGGUCCAGGAGGCUGCAGCGGCGUCGCCGCCUGCUGCAAAUGGGGGCGGUUCCGGGGCCAAGGCCCAUGAAGCAUGA
Chlorella variabilis is the source of this 2340-nucleotide messenger RNA. RefSeq lists its product as hypothetical. The transcript is spliced from 15 exons. The record is from RefSeq and is a predicted model, not a curated record. The coding region runs from base 1 to 2340 and encodes 779 amino acids. Lineage: Eukaryota; Viridiplantae; Chlorophyta; Trebouxiophyceae; Chlorellales; Chlorellaceae. Gene Ontology annotation, cellular component: membrane. Gene Ontology annotation, biological process: defense response.